Molecule: messenger RNA, 741 nt
Organism: Nanorana parkeri
Lineage: Eukaryota; Metazoa; Chordata; Amphibia; Anura; Dicroglossidae
Product: calcitonin gene-related peptide-like
Exons: 4
Coding region: 155-574 (139 amino acids)
Cellular component (GO): extracellular region
Molecular function (GO): hormone activity; calcitonin receptor binding
Source: RefSeq, a predicted model, not a curated record
GCAGGCAGUCACAGGACGCCCACACACUCUCAUGCAGUCGCCAGGUAUAUAAGAGUGCCCUUCUUCUCAUUGGAGAGCAUUGAGAGUGAAUAUCGUAACUGCUCUAGAGACUCUCCCACUAGGAAACCGGCAACAUACAAUCACUGGCCAGGACAUGAUGGUUCUUGUGAAGGUCUCCUCCCUCGUCGCAGUCCUGGGCUUGGUGGUCAGCCAGAUGUCCAGCACGCAAGCAGCGCCAGUCAGACCGGGCUUGGACUCCUUACCGGACCGGGUGACCAUCAGUGACUACGAGGCACGGCGGUUACUCAAUGCAUUGGUCAAAGAGUUCAUACAAAUGACAGCAGAAGAGAUGGAGCAGGGGGGUGACGGGAACAACUUGGAUAACAGGCCCAUGUCCAAACGUUGCUCGGGCCUCAGCACGUGCACGCUGUGGAAACUGUCUCAGGAUUUGCACAAAUUAAGCGCUUACCCUCGCACCAACGUGGGCGCCGGGACUCCCGGCAAGAAGAGGAGUGCCCUGGGUGCCAUGGACAAUGAACACUACUAUGGCGACCAGCUUGACCUUAAUAACUAGGAGUCUUCAGUAGCACGAUGCAUGCGGGGCUCAUGUGUAGACAAGUGACUUAUAGCAAUGGGCAGGGUACCCCAGCUGGAUCUGAAAUGCCCAAGACCCCCCUGAGAUAGAUAGACACAACAAGCAGCCCCCUUAUACCCUCCCCCCCCCUCCCCCUAAACACAAUC